Messenger RNA from Lathyrus sativus (Indian pea), 1203 nucleotides. The record is from the annotation of a GenBank genome assembly. Lineage: Eukaryota; Viridiplantae; Streptophyta; Magnoliopsida; Fabales; Fabaceae.
AUGGUGCUACCUCCUGUCCAGAGAAAGGAUCUACAGAUGGAAUUGAAUUCCAAUGGCAGGAUUUGGAUUUUUUGGGAUGACAGUUAUAAGGACAUCAGAUUGGUGAGUUGCACAUCUCAGAUGAUACACUGUGGAAUAUAUGAUGCCAAUGGUAACUUCCAAAACUGGAUGACAGCUAUUUAUGCUAUGAAUCAGUUGGACCAAAGAAGGAAAUUAUGGGAUGAUUUGGUGUACAUACAUAACAACCAACAAGGGCCUUGGUUCCUUAUGGGGGAUUUUAAUAAUGUGACAAAAUCCAUGGAUAGGAUUGGGGGAAACUUGGUGACUGAGAGAGAAUAUGCUGAUUUAAGAAACUUGAUGGAUCAUGCUGGGCUUUUUGAGAAGGAUAGCACAGGUGAUUAUUUUACCUGGACAAAUAAGCACUCUGUAGGUACUAUUUACUCAAAAAUUGAUCAUGUGCUUGGUAACAUUGACUGGUUGCAGGGAAACACUGAUAUGAAUCUAGAGAUUCUCCCACCUAGUAUUUCUGAUCACUGCUUACUUUGUUUGUCUGACCAAAAAAGAAACAGGACUGUACACACCAACUUCAAGUUUACUAAUAGUGUGAUCAAGGUGGCUGGGUAUCAGGACAUUGUAAAGCAGAGUUGGCAUAAAGUGUGUGUGGGAAGACCUAUGGCUCGUUUGUGGUACAAGCUGCUGAGGUUGCAGGCUCCUCUUAUCAAAUUGAGCAAGCAGUUCUCUCACCUCCAUAUGUCCAUUGUUAAAGCCAGGACUGAACUACUCAAAGCGCAGGAAGAGUUAAUGGUGGACAUAAUGAAUAGAUCAAAAUUGGAUUGGCUUAGAGAAGGUGAUUCAAAUUCAGCUUUCUUCUAUGCCUACCUCAACUCUAGACAUGCAGUUACUCACCUCAGUCAACUUCAAAAGGAGGAUGGUACUUAUAUUCAGAAUAUGCCUGACAUAGAAAAGGAGGUUUGUGACUUUUAUGCAAAACUGUAUGGGAUUCAAGAACAUAGGGUGAGUAUGAUUGAUAUCAAUGCUAUGAGGGAGGGGCCACAGUUAAUUAUGAUGCAGAGAGCUGAACUUAUUACCCCUGCGACUGUUGCUGAAAUUCGUACUGCUAUUAAAGGGAUUGGGGACUUAAAGAGCCCUGGUAUUGAUGGGUAUGGUGGAAAAUUUUUUAAGGCUAGCUGGAAUGUCAUAUAG